CUCGAGCGCGCAUUCGAACAGUGAUGAAAACGGUGAUGAUUGUCACCAAGCCAAGUGAUGUUCGUCUUAUUAAACUUACACGAGAAUUAGUCAAGUACUUGAUAACGACACCUCGAUAUGGCAAAGAUCAUGGUGUUGUCAUAUAUGUGGACGAAAAUCUCAAAAAUGAAAAAAGAUUCAAAUACGAAGAACUAUUAAAGUCAUCCCCACUUAUCGAAGAUAAUCUUAAAUUCUGGACAAGAGAAUUAUGUGCGAAUCAAUCGGAGAUUUUUAAUUUUGUACUCACGCUUGGUGGUGAUGGAACUGUUCUCUACACAUCAUGGCUAUUUCAAAAAGUUGUUCCCCCGGUGAUGUCGUAUCGUUUGGGAUCAUUGGGAUUUUUGACAAAUUUUGAUUAUCAACAUUAUCACGAACAUCUUACUAAUGCUAUGGAAAAAGGAAUUCGUGUUAACCUUCGAAUGCGUUUCACAUGUACCGUGUAUCGUCGCAUUGUUACGUCCGACAAUAAAAUGAUGGCAAAAAGAUGCGGGGAGACUGGUGAGAUCAUGAUGGAAAAUAUAAUGAAUGGCAACGGAAGUUGGGAUGCCGUGGAAAGCAAGGCACCUAUUGAUUCAAUAGCCGAGCAUCACUGUGCGCUUGAUAAGAAUUUGCCGUGUUUCGUUACUCAGCCGGUGGAAACUUUUGAGGUUUUGAACGACUUGGUCGUUGAUCGUGGUGUAGAACCUUAUAUGAGUUUAUUAGAAUUAUUUGCCGAUGAUGAACAUUUGACCACAGUUCAGGCGGAUGGUUUAGUAGUUGCAACUCCAACUGGAUCAACGGCAUAUUCUGUUUCAGCCGGUGGAUCACUUGUUCACCCAGAAAUAUCGGCACUUUUGCUCACUCCAAUUUGUCCACACACUUUAUCAUUUAGACCAAUGCUUUUGCCGGAUUCGACGGAACUUCGGAUAUGUGUUCCAUUUAAUAGUAGAAGUACAGCCUGGGCUAGUUUUGAUGGACGCGGUAGACUCGAAUUAAAAAGGGGAGAUCAUAUCAAAGUCACACCAUCGAAAUUUCCAUUUCCGUCCGUGUGUUUGGAUAACCAAUCACGUGAUUGGUUUACCUCAUUGACGCGAUGUCUGAGAUGGAAUGAACGAGAAAGACAAAAAGGAUUCGUGGUAGUAGAAGAUCACGUCACUGACAAUGAAACUGAUCAUGAUGAUAAAGGUGAAGAGAACGAUGCCGGACCUUACAAAAUUCAUAAUACCAGUAAUAGUCAAAGUGAUGAUGAUGACACAUCGACCAAAGUAGAAGAGGAAAGUGAGCAAGGGGAGAAAAACGAAGAUUUACAUUGCAGUAGUGAAGAGACGGGAAGUGGAAGUAGUGGCGGUGAGCAUGAAGAAGGUGAUGAGCCUGGAAAGUGGCGUGUUGUUACUCGUGGAAAAAGUG
Ambispora leptoticha is the source of this 1425-nucleotide messenger RNA. Lineage: Eukaryota; Fungi; Glomeromycota; Glomeromycetes; Archaeosporales; Ambisporaceae. The record is from the annotation of a GenBank genome assembly.